GCUAUGAAUAUUGUCGUAGCUCCCAAACACACUUUUCUGUCACAUUUUCACGCGAUACCCCAAUUCACCUCGCAUAACUCGACAGGAAGCCGCAAUCAACAACAGUGACACGAACAUGGCAUCAGCAGACGAGCUGAAGGCCGAGGGCAACAAGCUCUUUGCUGCGAAGGACUUCACUGGCGCAGCUGAGAAGUUCUCUGCCGCCAUUGCCGCCGACCCAUCGAACCACGUUCUUUACUCGAAUCUGUCAGGCGCCUAUGCAUCGUUAAAAGACUGGGAGAAGGCACUCGAAGCGGCCAAGAAGACGACUGAGAUCAAGCCUGACUGGUCGAAAGGAUGGGGCCGGAAAGGAACAGCAGAGCACGGAGUAGGUGACUUGAUGGGCGCCGUGCAGUCGUACGAGGAAGCUCUCAAGCUAGACCCCAACAAUGCUCAAGCAAAAUCUGGGCUGGAGUCAGUGAAGAGGGCGAUCGAUGCAGAGGCACGAGCAGAUGGUGUCGACCCAAGCGGAGGGUUGGGCAACAUGUUCAACGACCCCCAGCUCUUCCAGAAGCUGGCGGCCAAUCCCAAGACGGCGCCAUUGCUUGCAGAUGGUGCCUUCAUGGCCAAGCUUCAGAACAUGCAGAAGAACCCACAAGGCAUGCAACAAGAGAUGUUCUCCGACCCACGCUUCCUCCAAGUCAUGAGCGUAUUGCUCGGCAUCGAUAUGUCCUUCAACCCCACCGAUAACGCCGAUCGCGAUGCUGCCAAGUUCCAGCAGGGCGGCGCGGAGGAGGAUGUGGAAAUGCCAGACCUCAAGCCAGCGCCAAAGAAGGAAGAGCCGAAGAAAGAACCUGAGCCUGAGCCAGAACCUGAGGACGAGGAGGCGAAAGAGAAGAAGGCAAAGAAGGCUGAGGCUGAUAAGGAGAAAGCUACUGGUACAGAGGCAUACAAAAAGAGGCAGUUCGAUGAAGCCAUCGCUCACUACACAAAAGCUUGGGAAACCUACCAAGACAUCACAUACUUGACCAACCUGGGUGCCGCACAGUUUGAGAAGGGCGACUAUGACGCCGCGAUCGAGGCAUGCAAGAAGGCUGUGGAGCACGGCCGAGAAGUUUAUGCGGACUGGAAGAUCAUCGCCAAGGCAUUCGGACGUAUUGGUUCAUCAUAUGAGAAGAAGGGCGACCUUGCGAACGCGAUCGAGUUCUACAACAAAUCGCUCACUGAGCACCGCACUCCUGACAUUCUGACCAAGCUCCGUGCAGCGGAAAAGGCCAAGAAGCAGGCAGAUAUCAACGCAUACAUCGAUCCACAAAAGGCCGAAGAGGCACGCGAAGUUGGAAACCAGAAAUUUAAGGAAAGCGACUGGCCAGCUGCUGUGGAAGCCUACUCCGAAAUGAUCAAGCGCGCACCCGAGGAUCCCCGCGGCUACUCAAACCGUGCAGCAUGUCUCAUCAAGCUCCUCACAUUCCCAUCCGCUGUGACCGACUGCGACGAAGCGAUCAAGCGUGACCCGAAGUUCAUUCGAGCAUAUCUUCGCAAGGCGCAGGCUCUCUUCGCGAUGAAGGAAUACAACAAGUGUAUCGACGUCUGUGCAGAGGCUCUCGAGCACGAUACCGAGGGCAAGAACACCCGCGAGAUCGAACAGCAGAGUCAGAAGGCACUCGAGGCACAAUUCGCGGCACGCGAGGGCGAGACGGAGCAGCAGGCACAGGAGCGUAUCCAGCGUGAUCCAGACAUCAUGGCGAUUCUGCAAGAUCCCGUCAUGCAGAGCAUUCUGCAACAAGCCAAGGGCGACCCAGCUGCCCUGCAGAACCACAUGCAGAAUCCGGCCAUCAGGAUGAAGGUGCAAAAGCUGGUCGCUGCUGGUGUGAUCAGGUUGGGCCGGUAGACUGGAGUCAUGUCUAAAGUAUAGUCAAAAACGCAAUGAGUGAAUGAUGCUGAUAUGUAUAUUCUAUAAAGCAUAGCGCAGGCGGUCUCGGUAAUCUGCAAAGAAAGUGAUAACCUGAAGUUUUCUUGCCAACACCUCUCAGUCUGCUGUACUGCUGAGAUCGAUAUACAUGUGUACAUUACCCGGUACGCCAUUCUCCCGAC
Cercospora beticola is the source of this 2073-nucleotide messenger RNA. It is a transcript of the gene STI1, whose product is annotated as Hsp90 cochaperone STI1. The record is from RefSeq and is a predicted model, not a curated record. NCBI's taxonomy places the organism in Eukaryota, Fungi, Ascomycota, Dothideomycetes, Mycosphaerellales, Mycosphaerellaceae. Gene Ontology annotation, molecular function: Hsp90 protein binding.